UAGGAAAGAUAGCAGCUCCACCUCUUCUCCUCCUGGACUAGGAAAGAUAGCAGCUCCACCUUUCCUUCUCGUUCCACCCAACCCUCCCAGUGGAUAAGGAACAGAGCAGGACUGCCUUACCUCACACACCAAGACAGAAACAACAUCACUAAACUGGGGCUUUUUAUGGGACAGUCCACAUUAGUUGUUAGUUUUAUCCAGGCACCUUCAUCCUACCUAUCAUCAACACCAUCACUAUCAACAGAAUUGCGCCUCACAGCAUAUCAUUUUAAAGACCCUGUGUGGGACUACUCUCCAGUCUCAACAUGUAUCUGGAAAAUAAGAGCGACCUGGACCUGAAGUCCCCAGCAGCAGCCCCUGGCCUCCAGGGAAGGUCCAGUCUGAGGACAGCGGAGGCGGUGGCAGGGGGCUACGGUGAGGUGGCGGGGAACUUUGGAGGUCUGCGUCUGCUGGAGGGGUUCUCAGGAAGGAUAGAGUCUCAGAAACUACAACAGGCCUCCGCCAGAUCCGCGGGGAGCUGUGUUAUGCAUGCUGAAGACAGACAGAGCUUCAGUAUGGUCAACUUUCUGAAGGGAAACACCAACCACACAGAGAGAUCUCCCCUCAUCAGGUUCUCCCAAGAUGACAGUAUAACGUACAUGACCCUGUAUGAGGGGGAGGAGACGUGGGAUAACAACAGUUUGGAGCUGGAUAGGAGGUGUCGUCUGGGGAGUGAGGUCACCAGCCUGUCCCUGUCACGAUCCUCCUCCACAGAUAAAGACCCUCUGGACGUACACCUAAACUUCAAACUGUCCAACAGCAUGAGAUCUUGCAUCUCCAUCUUUAAAAUCGCCUGUAUCUUCACCUUUGUCGUCCUCAUGUCUUUGUUCUUCAGUAUGUAUCCAGACAGAGACAACCCGUGGAGGAUGCUGGCUGUCUCCCCUACAGAGAGCUUCUCUUUGAACCUGACGGAUUUCCGUGACAACGCUUUGCUGAAGCUGCAGGUGGGCGGGCCUUUCGUGAGUGGCAUGGUGGAUCUGACCAAUGAGGAGUACAUCCUUAUUCAGGUGGAGCAGACUGAAGAGGCGGGGCCACGGAGAAGGCGGGUCCAGACGGUGAUCUAUAACUGGACCAUACCUCUGCAUUCUGAACGGAGUGACCAGGUUAUAACAACUAAAACAUUUGAGAUGUUGAGCAGUGACCCCAUCAUCAUUACGGUGCAGGCGUUCGUCCAGGACAACUCCAUGGUCCCUCUCUCCAUGACCCACCAGUCGCUCUACGUCACCAGGGAAAGGCAGGUGGUCAUUGCUGCAGUCAUCCUGGGGGGAGUUUACGUCCUCAUCAUCUUCGAGAUUGUCCACCGUACUCUGGCGGCCAUGUUGGGAUCUCUGGCUGCCCUGGCUGCUCUGGCCAUGAUCGGAGAUCGUCCCAGUCUGAGCACUGUGGUGGAGUGGAUCGACUAUGAAACUCUGGCUCUUCUGUUUGGCAUGAUGAUUCUAGUUGCCAUCUUCUCAGAGACUGGUUUCUUUGACUACUGUGCUGUGAAGGCCUACCAGCUGUCCAGAGGCAAGGUCUGGCCCAUGAUCAUCAUCCUGUGUCUCAUAGCAGCCAUCCUGUCUGCCUUCCUGGACAACGUGACGACUAUGAUGCUCUUUACUCCUGUCACCAUCAGGUUAUGUGAGGUCCUCAACCUUGACCCCAGACACGUCCUGAUAGCUGAGGUGAUCUUCACCAACAUCGGAGGAGCAGCAACAGCAGUCGGGGAUCCCCCCAACGUUAUCAUCGUCUCCAACCAGGACCUCCGGAAGAGUGGGAUAGAUUUUGCUAGUUUCACAGGCUACAUGUUCCUGGGGAUCUGUCUGGUCCUCCUCACCUCCUUCCCUUUCCUUCGCCUGCUUUACUGGAACAAGAAGCUAUACAACAAGGAGUCCAGCGAGAUCGUCGAGCUGAGGCAUGAAAUCCGUGUAUGGAGGCAGACGGCCCAGCGUAUUAGCCCGGCCAGCAGAGAGGAGACAGCUGUCAAGUGUCUACUGAUGCAGAAGGUCCUCAACCUGGAGAGCGUGCUCCGCAAGCAACUCAAAACCUUCCAGAGACAGAUUUCUCAGGAAGAUAAGAACUGGGAGAAUAACAUUCAGGAGUUGCAUAAAAAGAACAGAAUAACAGACCGAGUCCUCCUGGUGAAGUGUAUAUCUGUGCUGGGGGUCGUCAUCUUCAUGUUCUUUCUGAACUCCUUUGUUCCCAGCAUUCAUCUGGAGCUGGGUUGGAUAGCUAUCUUCGGGGCCCUGUGGCUGCUGGUGCUGGCUGACAUCCAGGACUUUGAGAUCAUUCUGCACAGAGUGGAGUGGGCCACACUGCUGUUCUUCGCUGCUCUGUUUGUUCUCAUGGAGGCUUUGGCCCAGCUACAGCUUAUCGACUAUAUUGGUGUGCAGACGGCCCUGCUCAUAAAAGCCGUGCCAGAAGAGCAGCGUUUGGCCAUGGCCAUCAUCCUGGUCAUGUGGGUCUCAGCUCUGGCCUCCUCCCUCAUCGACAACAUCCCCUUCACCGCCACCAUGAUCCCUGUCCUCAUCAACCUGAGUCAAGAUGCAGACGUCAACCUGCCUAUCAAACCCCUUAUCUUUGCACUGGCCAUGGGAGCCUGUCUGGGAGGAAACGGAACGUUGAUUGGUGCGUCGGCCAAUGUGGUGUGUGCAGGCAUCGCUGAACAACAUGGCUACGGCUUCUCCUUCAUGGAAUUCUUCAGGCUAGGCUUCCCCAUGAUGCUAAUGACCUGUACCAUAGGGAUGUGCUACCUGCUGGCCACAAUCAUCGGACUGGGCUGGACCCUCUAACCUGCUCCUCACUGAACUACCAAAGAGAGACUGUUUGAGUGAAUGUGUUUAGAUACAGAGAGUUUCAAAGUGUUGGACGCAGCUCAAAAGCCACAUGGAGAUCAAUCGUUCCUUCACAGAUUCAAAGUUGCAGCUCAUUUGGAAAGUGGUGGACAUCAUCUCGAGUACCUAGUCACAUUGCAGUUAUAAUAUGCAGUAGUUAGCCUACAACAACAGUACAACAACAGCGAUGUGUUGCAACAUGAGGAAAACAAGCUAAACCAAGUGAAUGGAUUAUAAUCUACACUACAUGGCCUCAGUCUGUAGAUCUCUCCAUGGUGCUCUUCGGUCUACAGCCCUCUCUUAUCUCUCCAUGGUGCUCUUCGGUCUACAGCCCUCUCUUAUCUCUCCAUGGUGGUCUUCGGUCUACAGCCCUCUCUUAUCUCUCCAUGGUGCUCUUCGGUCUACAGCCCUCUCUUAUCUCUCCAUGGUGCUCUUCGGUCUACAGCCCUCUCUUAUCUCUCCAUGGUGCUCUUCAGUCUAAAGCCCUCUCUUAUCUCUCCAAUGUGCUCUUCAGUCUAUGGUGCUCUUCAUUCUACAGCCCUCUCUUAUCUCUCCAUGGGGCUCUUCAGUCUCCAUGGUGCUCAUUACACUGAGAGUAAUCAGAGGAGCAAGGCCUGAGUCUGCAUGGCUCCCCAUGGUGCUCUUUAGAUCAGCAGGGCUCUCCAUGGUGCUCUUUAGAUCCACAGGGCUCUCCAUGGUGCACUUUAGAUCCACAGGGCUCUCCAUGGUGCUCUUUAGAUCCACAGGGCUCUCCAUGGUGCUCUUUAGAUCCACAGGGCUCUCCAUGGUGCUCUUUAGAUCCACAGGGCUCUCCAUGGUGCUCUUUAGAUCCACAGGGCUCUCCAUGGUGCUUCUGCUUAUAUGGGUAUAUUAUUAUUAUUAUUAUUGGUACUCAAAAAUCUGAAUCCUAGCUCAGCUAGAUUAUAUGGAUUCAUCAUCAUGCCCCUGAUACCUUAUAAAAGGGAUGUUUCUGUGGCCUAUUAAAAGGUUGUGUGUAGUUGCCUGACUUUGGGCUGGAUUCAGUUAGAUUGACAUCCGCAUAGCUGCUACUGCAUCAUCCCUCCAGCCCGGAGCAGCCCUGUUACUAAGAAACACUGCUACUGCAUCAUCCCUCCAGCCCGGAGCAACCCUGUUACUCAGAAACACUGCUACUGUAUCAUCCCUCCAGCCCGGAGCAGCCCUGUUACUAAGAAACACUGCUACUGCAUCAUCCCUCCAGCCCGGAGCAGCCCUGUUACUAAGAAACACUGCUACUGCAUCAUCCCUCCAGCCCGGAGCAGCCCUGUUACUCAGAAACACUGCUACUGCAUCAUCCCUCCAGCCCGGAGCAGCCCUGUUACUAAGAAACACUGCUACUGCAUCAUCCCUCCAGCCCGGAGCAACCCUGUUACUAAGAAACAUUAAGAACAAUAAAACCUUU
Messenger RNA from Oncorhynchus tshawytscha (Chinook salmon), 4269 nucleotides. RefSeq names its product oculocutaneous albinism II (gene oca2). The coding region runs from base 306 to 2807 and encodes 833 amino acids. Gene Ontology annotation, cellular component: melanosome membrane. Gene Ontology annotation, biological process: melanin biosynthetic process; melanocyte differentiation; transmembrane transport. NCBI's taxonomy places the organism in Eukaryota, Metazoa, Chordata, Actinopteri, Salmoniformes, Salmonidae. The record is from RefSeq and is a predicted model, not a curated record. The transcript has 24 exons.